Centropristis striata (black sea bass) is the source of this 2626-nucleotide messenger RNA. RefSeq lists its product as uncharacterized. Lineage: Eukaryota; Metazoa; Chordata; Actinopteri; Perciformes; Serranidae. The coding region runs from base 122 to 1342 and encodes 406 amino acids. The record is from RefSeq and is a predicted model, not a curated record. The transcript has 6 exons.
CAGAUGUAUUCAAAAUGUGCUGACGGUGAUGCAGUCAUCAAAACUAGGACGCUUCAAACCGCAAUUUUUGCACUUGGACGCCUGAUAAAGAGCUACUGUCAAAGACUACAGGACGUUUUUCAUGAAAGAAAUGGACCAACAACGUACCCCACCUGGCCCCAGCUCUGCCUGUGACCCUGGUACCAGUUCACUGAGGAGCACAGUGGUCCGUGCCUACACCUGGGAAAGCAUCCUCAUCCCCAACCCUGAGCGGCCUGACUUUCCACGUCACAUCCUGCGGAGGAUUCCAGUCCCAACCUCCAAGAGAGGCCCCCUACCUGGCUCCUCCACUCAGGCUCCCCCCAGAACUCUCUCUGACUCUUCUUCUAACUCCUCCUCUAGCUCUUCUUCUUGCUUUCCCUCUAGCUCUUCUUCUCGCUCAUACUCAAGCUCUUCUUCUCUCUCCUCCUCUAGCUCUUUUUCUCUCUCCUCCUCUAGCUCUUCUUCUAACUCCCCCUCUUGCUCUGCUUCCAGGCCUCCCCCUGACACCCCCGCCCCAGCCACAGAGGAAUGGACCUUGGUGCCAUCAGCUCAUCCAACAAAGAUCAUCCUGAGGAGGCGUUUGGCAUCAACAGUGGACCAACAGCGUACCCCACCUGGCUCCUCCACUCAGGCUCCCCCCACAACUCUCUCUGGCUCUUCUUCCAGCUCCUCCUCUAGCUCUUCUUCUCGCUCCUCCUCUAGCUCUUCUUCUAGCUCCUCCUCUAGCUCUUCUUCUAACUCCUCCUCUAGCUCUUCUUCUAACUCCCCCUCUUGCUCUGCUUCCAGGCCUCCCCCUGACACCCCCGCCCCAGCCACAGAGGAAUGGACCUUGGUGCCAUCAGCUCAUCCAACAAAGAUCAUCCUGAGGAGGCGUUUGGCAUCAACAGUGGACCAACAGCGUACCCCACCUGGCUCCUCCACUCAGGCUCCCCCCACAACUCUCUCUGGCUCUUCUUCCAGCUCCUCCUCUAGCUCUUCUUCUAACUCCCCCUCUUGCUCUGCUUUCAGGCCUCCCCCUGACAGCCCCCCCCCAGCCCCCGCCCUGGUGCCAUCAGCUCAUCCAACAGGGAUCGACCUGAGGAGGCCCCAGAGGGUGAGUCACCAACCUCCGCUACCCAGUGAGUCUAAAGUUUCUCUCCCUAGCAGGCCUAAGCCCCCCAGUCAGCCUCGGUCGGUACGUCCCGCACCUCAGCUAAGGUGGGUAAAAUCUUUAUUGUCUCUGAGAAAGCAGUCUAGCAGCAGGUGGGGCAAGAGAGCAGCUGGACCUGCAGGUAAGUCAGCAGGUGAGUCAGCAGCUAAACGUUUUCGUCCUUCAACUUGAUUUUGAACUUAGUUUUUUUCUCAUUUAACUGAGCUAAGCUGAGUUUAAUUUAUUUGAAUUAUUUGAAUGGACUUGUUUUAUCAAUCAAAUGUAUUUGAAUUGUCUUGAUUUGCACUGAACAGAGUUUCUUUGAAUCCAUUGAACUGAAUUUUCUUGAAGUACUCUGGACAGAAUUUAUUUGAAUUACUAGACUUGUCUUGAUUUGCACUGAACAGAGUUUCUUUGAAUUAAUUGAACUGAAUUUUCUUGAAGUACUCUGAACAGAAUUUAUUUGAAUUACUAGACUUGUCUUGAUUUGCACUGAACAGAGUUUCUUUGAAUUCAUUGUUUGAUUUAUUUGAAUUUACUUGAGAUACUCUGGACAGAAUUUAUUUGAAUUAACUGACUUGUCUUGAUUUGCACUGAACAGAGUUUUUUUUAAUUCAUUGACUUAUUGAUUUGAAUUUACUUGUGAUUUUUGAAUUGACUGUAACUGAAUGAGAGCCGUGUCCUUGUUGCUGCUCCAUGACUCAGUCAGGGUGUCUGCACAGAAGGAGAGUGAUCUGGGGGGGAUAGCGUGAACCUCCAACGUGUUUCGCCCUCCCAGUGAAGCUCCUCUGUGCAGAAUAAUAAUAGGAUGGCCACACCAUGUCAAGGGGGUUCAUAUGUCUGUCGCCGCCCACCUUAGACCACAAAAAGUCUGUAGUAACAAGGACCUCAGUGUACAGGUCCUUAGUUUGUUUGUUUUUAAGAGUUUUAAGAUUUGCACUGAACAGAGUUUCUUUGAAUUCAUUGUUUGAUUUAUUUGAAUUUACUUGAGAUACUCUGGACAGAAUUUAUUUGAAUUAACUGACUUGUCUUGAUUUGCACUGAACAGAGUUUCUUUGAAUUAAUUGAACUGAAUUUUCUUGAAGUACUCUGAACAGAAUUUAUUUGAAUUAACUGACUUGUCUUGAUUUGCACUGAACAGAGUUUCUUUGAGUUUGAAUUUACUUGUGAUUUUUGAAUUGACUGUAACUGAAUGGGAGCCGUGUUCUUGUUGCUGCUCCAUGACUCAGUCAGGGUGUCUGCACAGAAGGAGAGUGAUCUGGGGGGGAUAGCGUGAACCUCCAACGUGUUUCGCCCUCCCAGUGAAGCUCCUCUGUGCAGAAUAGUAAUAGGAUGGCCACACCAUGUCAAGGGGGUUCAUAUGUCUGUCGCCGCCCACCUUAGACCACAAAAAGUCUGUAGUAACAAGGACCUCAGUGUACAGGUCCUCAGUUUGUUUGUUUUUAAGAGAAGCGAGGAGAGGAGAGGAGAGGAGAG